Molecule: messenger RNA, 2011 nt
Organism: Brassica oleracea var. oleracea
Lineage: Eukaryota; Viridiplantae; Streptophyta; Magnoliopsida; Brassicales; Brassicaceae
Product: calcium-binding mitochondrial carrier protein SCaMC-1
Exons: 5
Coding region: 352-1851 (499 amino acids)
Biological process (GO): transmembrane transport
Molecular function (GO): ATP transmembrane transporter activity; calcium ion binding
Source: RefSeq, a predicted model, not a curated record
UCCACACCGUUGGAGAGAUUGGCCUUUUCCCAUUUCCACCUCUCUCUCUCUCCUUUCUUCUUUCUUCUUUCCCUCAGCGUCACCUGUAAGCAUCAGCACAAAUCCAUCAACCAUUGUUCUUUUGAGUCAAUAUCUCUUACAUUUCUUCUUUAGAUUAACAUCUGCCUGAUCGCACAGAAGUUGGUGAAUAUCAUCUUGUUACGAAUAAUAAAUCUUCCCUCUGCGUUACGGGUUUUAAAUGGUAAGCGUUUUGGAGAUCGUAGAUCAGAUUCAUUACAUUCGUCGUAGAUCUGGGUAUAUAUGAUAAUCACCGACCCAGAAACCUCCAAUUUGAUUUCAAUCUGAUCGAUCAUGUCGAGUCACCAUGGCGUGGAGCACGUUGGUUUACCCACGCAGAUGAAAUCAAAACAGGGCUCCUGCAACCCGUUCAAGAAACCCGGACCCGUUUCCAUGGAUCACGUUCUUCUAGCUCUCCGCGAGACGAGGGAAGAACGGGAUUUGCGAAUCCGGAGCCUAUUCAACUUCUUCGAUUCUGAGAAUGUUGGGUACUUGGAUUGCGCGCAGAUCGAGAAAGGGCUGAUCGCGCUUCAAAUCCCAAGUGGGUACAAGUACGCCAAGGAGCUGUUUAGGGUUUGUGAUGCGAAUCGAGAUGGGCGUGUGGAUUAUCACGAGUUUCGUCGGUACAUGGAUGAUAAGGAACUCGAGCUCUAUAGAAUUUUUCAAGCUAUUGAUGUUGAGCACAAUGGUUGCAUUUCUCCCGAGGGACUCUGGGAUUCACUCGUUAAGGCCGGAAUUGAGAUAAAUGAUGAGGAGCUCGCUCGCUUUGUGGAGCACGUUGACAAGGACAAUGAUGGAAUCAUACUGUUUGAAGAAUGGAGAGAUUUUCUUUUGUUGUAUCCUCACGAAGCCACCAUCGAAAACAUUUACCAUCACUGGGAAAGAGUGUGUCUUGUAGACAUUGGAGAACAAGCUGUUAUCCCGGAAGGAAUGAGCAAACAUGUAAAGAGAAGCAACUACUUCAUUGCAGGUGGCAUAGCCGGUGCUGCUUCUAGGACUGCGACUGCACCUCUGGAUCGCUUAAAAGUCCUUUUGCAAAUUCAGAAAACCGAUGCUAAAAUCCGAGAUGCUGUAAAGACGAUAUGGAAUCAGGGUGGGGUUCGGGGUUUUUUUAGAGGUAACGGGUUGAAUAUAGUGAAGGUAGCACCAGAGAGUGCCAUCAAGUUCUAUGCGUAUGAGCUUUUCAAGAACGCUAUUGGUGAAAACAUGGGUGAAGACAAAGCGGAUAUCGGCACUACCGCUAGACUUUUUGCUGGAGGUAUGGCUGGUGCAGUGGCUCAAGCCUCUAUAUACCCUCUGGAUCUUGUGAAAACGCGGUUGCAGACAUGCACUAGCCAAGCAGGUGCUGCUUGUCCCCGGAUUGGAACGCUCACUAAAGACAUAUUGGUUCAUGAGGGUCCACGUGCCUUCUACAAAGGUCUUUUCCCUUCACUUCUCGGGAUUAUUCCUUAUGCCGGUAUCGAUCUUGCUGCAUAUGAGAAAUUAAAGGAUUUGUCCAGGACAUAUAUUCUUCAAGAGGACGCCGAACCAGGUCCGCUCAUUCAACUAGGAUGUGGAACCAUCUCAGGAGCUCUUGGAGCAACCUGUGUUUAUCCUUUACAGGUUGUUAGAACAAGAAUGCAAGCGGAGCGAACAAGGACGUCAAUGUCUGGAGUAUUCAGGAAGACAGUAAGUGAAGAAGGGUACAAAGCACUCUACAAAGGGCUUCUACCGAAUCUUCUAAAGGUUGUUCCUGCUGCAAGCAUUACGUAUAUGGUCUACGAAGCAAUGAAAAAGAGUCUUGAACUUGAUUAAUGACUUCAUUUUGAUAUUGACGAAAGAGUGGAAAUAAUAAAAAAGAGAACCUAGUUAAAACUAGGUUGUUUUUAACAUGCUUGAUUCUUCUAAUCAUCAUUUGUAAUGAGAUUAAUAUACUUUAAUGUUGUUGUUUCUUUAAACAUUUUUUCUUAUUGUA